Molecule: messenger RNA, 1217 nt
Organism: Drosophila eugracilis
Lineage: Eukaryota; Metazoa; Arthropoda; Insecta; Diptera; Drosophilidae
Gene: Vha36-3
Product: probable V-type proton ATPase subunit D 2
Exons: 4
Coding region: 246-995 (249 amino acids)
Cellular component (GO): proton-transporting V-type ATPase complex
Molecular function (GO): proton-transporting ATPase activity, rotational mechanism
Source: RefSeq, a predicted model, not a curated record
GCCAGGUCGCUAGAUGAGUCUUCAUUCUUCAUUCGCUGGCCCAGUUUGUUGUCGUGCUGUUCGCCGUUCGCUGAUCGCUGUUCUCCGUUCGCUUUUCCCUCAGUUGUCGUCUGUUUUAUUUUCGUGGUGUCGCAUAUAUUUAGUAAAUAUUUUGUUGUUGUUAUUUAUAGUUCGGAUUUGGUAGGCGUGGUGCGUGUCGUAUUUGUGUUUUUAUUUUUUUAGUAGCCUUUUUUGUUUGAGUUUUGAUGGCAGCCAAAGACCGCCUGCCCAUAUUUCCCUCACGUGGUGCCCAAACGCUGAUGAAAUCGCGUUUGGCCGGCGCCACCAAGGGACAUGGUUUGCUUAAGAAAAAAGCAGACGCCCUGCAGAUGCGUUUUCGUCUGAUUCUGGGCAAGAUCAUAGAGACAAAAACCCUGAUGGGUCAGGUGAUGAAAGAGGCUGCCUUCUCCUUGGCCGAGGUCAAGUUUACCACCGGAGAUAUCAACCAGAUUGUUCUGCAGAAUGUGACAAAGGCCCAGAUCAAGAUACGCACCAAGAAGGAUAACGUGGCCGGGGUGACGUUGCCUGUUUUUGAACCGUAUACGGAUGGUGUGGAUACCUAUGAGCUGGCCGGACUGGCACGUGGCGGUCAGCAGUUGGCCAAGCUGAAGAAAAACUACCAGAGCGCCGUGCGCCUGCUCGUGGAGCUGGCCUCGUUGCAGACUUCAUUCGUGACCCUCGACGAUGUGAUCAAGGUCACCAACAGGCGGGUGAAUGCCAUCGAGCACGUGAUUAUCCCCCGCAUAAACCGAACCAUAGAGUACAUCAUAAGCGAGCUGGAUGAGCUCGAGCGUGAGGAGUUCUAUCGGCUGAAGAAGAUUCAGGAUAAGAAGCGCGAGGCUCGGAAGGCAUCCGAUAAAAUUCGCGAGGAGCAGCGUCGUCUGGGCCAAGUGGCCGAGACCAAGGAGGUGCAAAAUAUCCUCGAUGAGGACGGCGACGAGGAUCUGCUCUUCUAGACCGAUUUUAUGUAUACAUAUGUAUAGCCUUCCAACCAUAUAUCACCCACCUGUACAACCCACCUGCUGCUAGACCUGAACACCACCACCCAAACACUCAACUCGGCUACCUCACUUCCCAAAAGACCACCUCUCGUUUUUGUUGUCGUUCGUUGUGAUCCGGAUGUUGUAACAUGAUGUUGUCGUUCUUGGAAAUACAAUCCGUAAUCGUAACCUUUGUAA